CAUUCUCUAUCCCAAAACCGUGUCUGAAGCUGCUGCUCCAACACUUUACUCUCCAAACACUUUACUUCCAGAUUCCCACUUCACUUUCACUUUCACACAUCUCUUUAAUCUUUUCCUCAAAAACCCAAUCGAACUUUGCCCAAAAAUCUCCAUUUUUUCCAAUUAAAAAUGCCGAUCAACAAAGAACCGGCGACACCACCGAUGAUCGGCAAGAUCGGCCCGUACACCGUCUUUGUUACACCUCCUCCUACACCAAAACCCUCAUUCGAAUCUUCUCCGGUUAAAACCCAGCAGCCGAUUCAGCCGCCGCAGCCCAAAUCGGCCCCGCCGGUUCUUCCCCCGCCGGUUCAGUAUGACAAGUCCGGUUCGGGUUAUGAUUCGAAAUUCGGGUUCUUUUGGGAUGCCGUUGCUAAAGUUCAAAACGCACAUUCAAGUUUGGAUGAUUCUUUGGCGCGUUGGUUCGGGUUGAAUCAAUCGAAAUAUCAGUGGGCUUUGGAUGAUUAUUAUGAAAAGAAGACAGCGGAUCAGGUUGAUGCAAAAGUUAAAGAUGUAUCUGCCAAAACACAAAGUGUGUGACCUAUUUAUUGGGUCAGGAUUGUUGUCGGGCAAGGAACCCUAAGCUCCUUUCCGAUUAUGGUAUGUCUAUAUCUCAAAACAUUGCAUAACGUUAUGAUUUUUCUUAUGGUUAGAUCAAAUCAAGGAUCUCGUCAUGAAUUGUUUACUACUUUUGCUUUUGCAUGUAGAGGCCCGAUGAUCUUAUUAGUGUGAUGAGACCGCGACAUGUAACCUUUUUAUAUACAAUAUUUGUUCUACCGGCUAGCGAAAAUAUGCAAAAUAGCCUCGUUAAUUCUAACCAUGUUUUGUUGUUGUAUCUGCAUCUAUGUUUCCAGCUUUAAUGACUAAACUAAAGAGUAAUACUGCAUUCAAUAUGAUUUUUUUACAUGUAUGCAUAAGGUUUGAGGUUUUUAUGAA
Messenger RNA from Helianthus annuus (common sunflower), 972 nucleotides. Its product is annotated as pre-mRNA 3'-end-processing factor FIP1. The record is from RefSeq and is a predicted model, not a curated record. Lineage: Eukaryota; Viridiplantae; Streptophyta; Magnoliopsida; Asterales; Asteraceae. The coding region runs from base 169 to 576 and encodes 135 amino acids. The transcript has 4 exons.